AUCUGAGAAGAAACGUUCGUGUCAAACGAUCAGAGGUCAAAAUCGACUUUUGUGGAAUUCGUUGCCAUGGAGAAUUAAGCACCCUGUUGGUCUAUGAGAGCGAAUCAACCAUGUUUGCUUCGUUAGUUUUCGUGUUGUCCCUUGCAGCAUGCAGCCAUGCAUAUUCGGUCCAGCAGCCGAUCAUAUCGCUGAUGGAACCAACCGGGUUGAUGUUUAUGUACCCAGACGAUGGCAACAUCAACUUAGUGUCAUACCAUUACAGUAUCAACACGCCACUGCCCGAUGUACAAGCUGGAACUUAUAACCAAGAUGUAUCAGAAUCAACAAACGGUUACUUCACCUUGCAAAACUUCAACGUUGCUGUUGUACCUGGAGAUGAAGUUAAUUACUGGGUGAAUGUUAUUACUUCAACUGGUGGUUAUUUGCUCACAGAUCAAACAUGGGUAGCACAAGGACCAACGACAACAACGCCAGCAAAGACCAACCCCCCAACACAACCCCCAACCCAACCUCCUACCAAUUCCCCAACAAAUCCACCAAUCGUAUCAACCACUGAGCCACCAGCAACUGCACCACCAGCGACCGGCCCACCAGGAGUUACCACAACAACCGCAUCAAGUGGAGGCAGCGGUGGUACCGGCGGGGGAGGUCCAGCUUAUGUUUGUUCAUCCUAUCCAUGCGACUCACAGUGUGACAUGAGUGUUGCCCCUUGCAAUGGUCUUAUAUUCGAAGAAACCUGGGAUCAGUUUGACUUGAACAGAUGGCAACAUGAAAUUACUAUGUCUGGUGGGGGAAACUGGGAGUUUGAGUAUUAUACCAACAAUCGUACCAACAGCUACGUGCGUGAUAACACACUCUUCAUUAAACCGACUUUAACCGCCGAUCACUACGGAGAAGAGUUUCUUUCAACUGGGACUCUUGAUCUUUGGGGAGGAAGUCCAGCAGAUUUGUGUACAAUGAACGCCUUCUGGGGAUGUCAGCGUACCGGUUCAGGAAGCAACUAUAUUAAUCCAAUUCAAUCAGCUCGCCUUAGAACGGUUAACUCAUUCUCUUUCAAAUAUGGACGAGUGGAAAUUGAAGCGAAAAUGCCAACCGGAGACUGGAUUUGGCCGGCAAUGUGGUUGCUACCAAAAACGAAUUCUUACGGAUCUUGGCCUGCUUCUGGCGAAAUAGACAUCUGCGAAUCACGAGGCAACACUGACUUGAAGGACGACCAAGGUGUUUCGCAUGGUAACGAUGCUAUGGGAUCAACUUUGCACUGGGGACCUUACUGGCCGGUUAACGCGUAUGAGAAAACCACAAAAGAAACACAUGGAACUUUCGCUUCUGAGUUCCACAGCUACGUCAUGGAUUGGGACGAGAAUAAAAUCAAGUUUACGAUUGACGGUGAAGAACUGAUGACAGUGGAUCCCGGUGCGAGUGGAUUCUGGGAAUUCGGUGAAUUUGAUACAGUAGCUCCAGGAUCUGACAACCCAUGGAAAGAUACUAAAAACAAGAUGACACCAUUCGAUCAAGAAUUCUACCUAAUUCUAAACGUGGCUGUCGGAGGCACGAACGGUUUCUUCCCAGACACGUGGACAAAUGGUAAAGGUGCAAAACCGUGGAACAACAACUCCCCAACAGCCUUUAAAGAUUUCUGGAUGGGCAAAAACAGUUGGUACCCAACUUGGCAACCAGAUGUAAACAACGGUGAAAAUGCAGCGAUGCAAGUUAAAACCAUUCGUGUAUGGGCAAAAUAACUUGUCGAAUAAAUGUGAUCAAUAAAAUACAAAUGCUAUAAA
Molecule: messenger RNA, 1781 nt
Organism: Ciona intestinalis (vase tunicate)
Lineage: Eukaryota; Metazoa; Chordata; Ascidiacea; Phlebobranchia; Cionidae
Source: RefSeq, a predicted model, not a curated record